UAAUCGACGGCUAACUAGACUGGUAUAUAUUAAGAUAUUGUAAGAGAUUACAAUCAGUUACGCAAAAAAUGUCAACACAUCAGUACAGUGAUUAACUCAGAUCAGUCAUGUUUAAACUAAAAUUGUGUGUUUUUUUAUGCAUUUGUUCGCUGGCGAACUCUGCUAAUAUUCUGGGCUACUUCCCGACUUGUUCUAUCAGUCAUCAAGUUAUAUUUCAGCCAAUAUGGAAAGAAUUAUCGCUGAGAGGACACCGUGUGACAGUAAUUACUCCAAACCCCUUAAAAGAUCCAUCAUUAACUAAUUUAACUGAAAUUGACGUUAGUUAUAUGUACGAGAAGAUACCUAAGAUAGUUAAAAAAUUGAUGGCCAAAAUGGAUGAAAAUAUAUACUCUCAAAUGAUAAGUCAUUUUGAAGUAAUGCGAAUGUUUGAAGAAGAAAUUCUGGGCUCAAAGGGGGUACUAGAACUUUUAGGAAAUAAAAAUAUUCAAUUUGACUUAGUUAUGAUGGAGAUGAUAAGCAAUAUUGGUCUUGGUUUUGGUUACAAAUAUAAAGCUCCAGUUGUGGGUAUUUCAUCAGUUGGAGGCUUAGCACAGACUCAUGAAGUUAUGGGAAAUCCAAGACAUCCUGCAUUUGUACCAGAAAUAUUCCUUGGAUUUGGUGAAAGGAUGACUUUUCUUGAAAGGAUUCAAAAUACUGCCUUUAAUGUUUGGUAUAGAUAUUAUCAUCACUGGAUCAAUGUUCCUGACUGGGACAAAAUUGCGAGGAAAUUUUUCGGAAAUGAAAUGCCCUAUCUUGGUGAUCUAGAAAAGGAAAUUCCUUUAGUGCUAGUAAACACUAAUCCAGUUCUGGAUUAUGUUAAACCGUCAGUCCCUGGUGUAAUAGAAAUCGGUCAAAUGCAUAUCAAACCUAAAAAGCCUCUGCCAAACGACUUGAAGGAUUACUUGGACAAUUCAAAAAAAGGUGUGGUUUACUUCAGUUUGGGAUCAAAUGUGUUGAGCUCAAAUACAGCACCAGAAUUUCUUAACGCCAUCAAAGAAGCUAUGUCUGAAUUACCAUAUGAUUUCAUGUGGAAAUGGGAAACUGAUGAUUUGCCAAACAAACCACAAAAUGUCCUAAUCCGAAAAUGGUUCCCUCAACAGGACAUUCUCGAUCAUCCAAAUAUAAAAGCUUUUGUCACUCAAGGUGGUCUGCAAUCCAUGGAAGAAGCGAUUACAAACGCUGUUCCAAUGGUGGUUAUUCCAUAUUUUGGUGAUCAACCGUACAACGCCAAACGAAUGGUCCAUAUGGAAAUUGCUAAAGAAUUAAAUUACAAAAUGCUCACCAAAGAAAAUUUCAAGCAAGCUGUAACUGAAGUAGUUGAAAAUGACAAGUACAAGAGGAAUGUGGUGAAGUACAGUAAACUUCUUGUAGACCAACCAAUGACAGGACUGGAGAAAGCCGUAUGGUGGAUUGAGUUCACUUUAAGACACAAGGGAGAUUUCAACUUAAGAGGAUAUGGAGCUGAUGUUCCAUACUAUCAAUAUUUCUUCCUAGAUAUAAUUGCUUUUGCUUUAAUUAUUGUCCUUGCAACAAUUUUGUCUGUGAGAAAAAUUGUUAACAUUAUUAUUCGAGUGAAUGCUCGUAAAUCAUCAAAGAAAAUAAAACGUAACUAA
Messenger RNA from Aethina tumida (small hive beetle), 1652 nucleotides. Its product is annotated as UDP-glucosyltransferase 2. The record is from RefSeq and is a predicted model, not a curated record. Bases 108 to 1652 code for a protein of 514 amino acids. Lineage: Eukaryota; Metazoa; Arthropoda; Insecta; Coleoptera; Nitidulidae. Gene Ontology annotation, molecular function: UDP-glycosyltransferase activity. The transcript has 3 exons.